AUGGCACAAAAGAACGAGAUCGACUCCACGGCCAAGGUGGACGCGGUGACCACGGACAACCACGCCAAAGUGUCUGGCCAGGAAACCGUCACCAAAGAAAGCGAAAAGGCCAAGCCCAAGAAGGUUGUUGUGUCUAACGAAGCUGAGAAGAAAAAGCAGGCGUUUGUGACCAGAACCAUCUGGACCUUCGUCAUGAUCUUGUCGUUCUUCGCAGUACUCGCGUCUGGCCAUCUUCCAUUGAUUGGCCUCGUGUUGGUGUUCCAAAUUCUCACCUUCAAGGAAAUCAUCGCAUUAACAGCUGAGCCUGCAAGAGACAAAAAAAUCCCAUACAACAAGUCCCUCAACUGGUACUUCCUAAUUGCCACCUUGUACUACUUGGACAGCCAGAGUUUCUUCAACUUCUUCCAAGAUGCCAUCUUUACCAACAGAGUGUUGACCUUCCUUGUCCUCAAUCAUAAAUUCGUCAGCUAUUCCUUGUUCAUUGCUGGGUUCAUCUUCUUUGUGUGGACCUUGAAGAAGGGCUACUAUAAGUUUCAGUUUGCUCAGUUGUGCAUCACCCAUAUGACCCUCAUCUUGGUGGUGUUCCAAUCGCACUUGAUUAUUGACAACAUUCUUAAUGGUAUUUUCUGGUUCUUCUUGCCAUGUGCCUUGGUUAUCGUCAACGAUAUCUUCGCCUACUUGUGUGGUAUCACCUUCGGAAGAACUCAAUUGAUUGAAAUUAGUCCCAAGAAGACCGUGGAAGGUUUUGUUGGAGCUUGGAUCUGCACUGGUAUUGCUGCCACAUUCUUCGCAUUUGUGUUGUCCCAGAGUGAUUACUUGAUCUGUCCUGCAAUCAACUUGUCUACCCACUUGUACAACUUUCCUCAUUGCGACCCUCAGCCAGUAUUCAUCCCCCAAAUCUACCAAUUACCACAAAAUAUCGUGGAUAUUUUGGGCGGACGUUUCGAGAUUAUCAGCUUCAAGCCUGUGUAUUUCCACGCUGCAGUCUUGGCUACAUUCGCCUCCCUUAUUGCCCCAUUCGGAGGAUUUUUUGCCUCUGGUUUGAAGAGGGCUUUUGGUAUCAAGGAUUUCGGUGAUACCAUUCCAGGUCAUGGUGGUAUCACCGACAGAUUAGACUGUCAAUUCUUGAUGGGCUCAUUCAGUUACUUGUACUACCAAACCUUCAUCUCCGUCAACAACAUCAACAUUGGCAAGAUCUUACAACUUGCCAUAAUCAACUUGUCGGUGCCGCAGAUUUUCCAGUUAAUUAAAAGCUUGUUGAGAUACUUGAACAGCUUACAAGUGAUCGACAGCGACAAAUUAAAGGUCAUUUUUGAUAUUUUGGAUAAUUAA
Molecule: messenger RNA, 1332 nt
Organism: Suhomyces tanzawaensis NRRL Y-17324
Lineage: Eukaryota; Fungi; Ascomycota; Pichiomycetes; Serinales; Debaryomycetaceae
Gene: CDS1
Product: phosphatidate cytidylyltransferase
Exons: 1
Coding region: 1-1332 (443 amino acids)
Cellular component (GO): endoplasmic reticulum membrane
Molecular function (GO): phosphatidate cytidylyltransferase activity
Source: RefSeq, a predicted model, not a curated record